AUGAGAGAUUGUAAGCGAAUUCAAUCUAUAAAACUAGCAGUAAUCGGGGAUUAGUGAGCACGAUCGAAUGUUUACCUUCGCCGAAAAUUGCAGUUUUCACAAAAAGUGGAUCAGAGAAUUGGCGAAGGGUUUAAUCAGGAAGAUGGGUUUGAAAGAGUCUCUUUCUUUCUUUCUUAUUCUAUAUCAAGACCGAAGUAUCAAUGUAGUAUCUUGAAUGUUUUUGAGUCAGUUUUGUAGCUAUUUUAAUCAAUAUCACCCUAGUGAAAUACGUUCCCUUAACAAACUGAACACAACAAAACAUUUUUUCGGGUAAUCCUUAGUCUGAAAUGAAAUUUUCCUCUUAGCACAACAUGUAUAUUAACGAACCUUAUUUUAGAUUUCCCACAGUUGCUUUCCAAUCUGCAGUUCGCAGAAGGGAAUUGGCAAACAUGUAUGUCCGUUUCGAGACUUUACAAUUGAGUCUCGUUCGCGCUGCUUGCACCCAGUCUUCUCGCGGGUCGAGUUAAGGUUGCGUUCUCCUAAUGUGGAAUGCAAAGAAUGUUUAUAGAAAGAGGCGGUAGCCAGGGCUAAUUUUAGGCAAACGACUUUUAAAUAUAUUGCCUAACUACUUUGCUAUCUGUUUGCAACAGUAUCUAAAGAACUGCUCCUUCUGAAGACAGGCAAGAAACAAUAUUUCUUAUAGAAAAUUGUCCCCACGGAUGAGAAAAUUUUUCAUAAAACACCACUUAACACAAAACUAUUGCAAAUUUAACUUAUUAGUAAUGUUAGUUAAUAGCAUAUUUUUUUUCGUUCUUAGGGCUUUGUUUGGUAAACCACGAAAGUGGGUUCCAAUAUGAUAUCGUCCACGAGAACAGUGACGGAUCAAAAGAUUAUGGGAUAUAUCAGCUGAAUGACAAUUACUGGUGCGACCAGGGAGAUACGAAAUACAGUAGUUGUUGGCAGAUAAAUACCUUUGGUUGUGGUUACAAAUGCAGUCGUGAGAGUUAACUCAUUAACCCUAUUCAGACCGGAGGGAUUUUUCAGUUCCCCCUUCCCAGAUUUUUCCUCCCAGAUGUCUAAAAAGUUCAAUAAGUUCAAAACCGUUCAAGCCUUGCACAAACUGCUCAAGUUGACCAGCUCUUUCAACUUUUGAAUCUAAUUCGUAUACUGUUACGACGAAGUCAUCUAUGGAUUACUUCGUAUGUUAAUGAGCAAAAAUGUAAACAAUAACAUCACGAUGAAUUCGCCUAUCAACGCUUCCCGCCAAAAUGAGGCUGGAUCAUGAUCAUGUGCCCCGAGAAAAUCUCCUUUCGUCUAGUUGUCCUUUUCUCAGUUUUUUCAUUCAGUUAAUUUUUUUUUACCUGCAGUCUUUACCAAUUCAGCUAGAUCAUGAUCACGCGCGCGCACUACUUAGUAUUGAGGAAAUCUCGUUGUCGUCUGACUUGUCCUGGUCUCAGUUUCGUUAUUCAGUUAAAACAUUUUUUUUGUUGCAGAUUUUACCAAUUCAGCUAUUGCUUGGGACACAGACUGUGCUGUGAAAAUCAAGAACUGUAACAGCUUCUCCAAGUGGUAGGUAGCGCAGGGUUUGUGCCAGAGAGGAUCCCCUCUUGGUCUGGAAGCGUAUUCCCGCGAUCCGGGAUGUGACCAAAAUACAGUGCGAGAUUCGAGAAAUAUUAACGGGAUACGGGAUUAGACUGCGACCCUACCACUGCACGAAAAAUUUGAUUUUCACCAAAUUUAUUCAGUGCAAAUAUGGUGCAAAAAAGUGCGCAGUAAGGUUAAAUCAAGGCCAGAGAUAGUAAAUACCGCAUUUGCCAACGAAUUUACAACCCCAUGUAAACUGGUAUGCCAAUGCCUGAUUUGCCAACUUUGCCUCCGAUUUCCUCCUCGUUUGCACUUUUUUGCACCAUAUUUACACUGAGCAAAUUUGUGUAAAUCCAAUUUUUCGUGCAGCGCGAGGAAAGAGGGUUUCGCCCCAAUUUGAGCAAGGGAUGCGCGAUCGGGAAAAUAACAUUCGGAAUAGCGGUGACAGAAGUUCGGGAUUCUCGUGAAAAAGGAGCGGGGAUGCACUCGGGAUCGGGACCUUGCUUUCCAGAUCCAAUUUAAGUGGACAAAAGAGUCAGCAAAAAUCUAUCACCACUUUGAUGUUAGACCUAUAGCUUCAAAGACAACUAUUUUUUCCUACUUUGGGAGAUUUACUAUUUAGCACUCAAGAAGCUAGAGGUGUUUUCGGCAAUGCUUCGGGCAACUCUUGCGCAUGUCCGAUACUUAGCAAUCUUUCGCAUGCAUCCAUAACUCGAUAUUUGCACGCUGCGCGUUUACCAUUCUUUUUAUUCUUGUAGCUUUAACAAAACAGAGUAUAAUGCCGAAACACUUAGUACUUAUCAAAGUCCUUAAUAUGUGUUUUUUUUUAAUUUCUCUUUACACAGGCGUGCAUGGCAAGUACACUGUCAAGGCGAUCUCACCACUAACCCUGAUUAUGACUUCAGUCACUGCUAA
Molecule: messenger RNA, 2478 nt
Organism: Porites evermanni
Lineage: Eukaryota; Metazoa; Cnidaria; Anthozoa; Scleractinia; Poritidae
Source: the annotation of a GenBank genome assembly